CUCUCUCUCUUUCUCUCUCUCCUUCACUCUUCUUUUUUUUUUAAUCAUUAAAAACAACAACAAGCAUCUACAUACAAAUUUAUAUAUAAAACUAUCAAAUGGGUCUUUUGUCACUUGGAACACCACUUCACUGGAAAGAAGCCAAAACACACGCUGAUCACGUCCGCUCCCACGGUAUCGAUCAAUUCCUUCAUAUCUAUCAUAGUCAAAAGGGCCAGAAGAAGCAGUGCUUGCUAUGGGGUGACGAGGUUGAGUAUGUUGUGGUUGAUGUGGAUGAAAAGGCAAAACGAACAAGACUUUCUCUUCGCGUAUUCGAGGUACUGGCCGAACUUCAGGUUGCAGAACAAGAGUAUCUGGAAGGCAAAACAAAGGUAGUACCAGAUGCUCUCUGGAGACCAGAAUAUGGAAGAUUCAUGAUUGAAGGCACACCAGGAGAGCCCUAUGGCGCCACAUUCCAAGAUCUAUUGACAGUCGAACCCAGCAUGAAGCUCAGAAGACGUCUCGCAUUGGCUGCCAUGAAACCAAAUGAAAAGCCGAUGACUCUUGUCAACUACCCUCGUCUCGGUUGCCCCGAUGAAUUAGUACCUCCUCAUGAGCCCAAUGGUAAAGCAUGCCAGAGUAUGUUUGUACCGGACGAGAUCAUCAAUCCUCAUGCAAGAUUCCCAACAUUAACGGCAAAUAUUCGCCGUCGUCGUGGUGCAAAGGUGGAGAUCAAUGUUCCAAUCUUCCAUGACACCAAAACCCCAAAACCUUUUAUCGAUCCUACCGUCCUGUGGGACAGAACCUUGUUUAAGCACGACAAGGAAGCAAAGGAAGGUGCUGCCAAGCCUGAUCAUAUCUACAUGGAUGCCAUGGCUUUUGGAAUGGGCUGCUGCUGUCUCCAGAUCACUUUCCAGGCCUGUAAUGUAGAUGAGGCCAGACGUCUUUAUGACCAGUUGGCCCCAAUGACUCCCGUGAUGUUGGCCUUGACUGCUGCUGCACCCAUCUUCAGAGGCUAUCUUGCCGAUGUAGAUUGCCGUUGGAAUGUAAUUGCUGCCGCAGUAGAUGAUCGCACACGCGAAGAAAGAGGAUUGGAGCCCUUGAAAAACAACCGAUUUGUCAUAAACAAGUCCCGCUACGACUCCAUCGACACCUAUCUCUCCACAGAUCCAAUCAACAAGCCCAAGUACAAUGAUCUGGACUUGGUGUACGAUCACGACAUUUACGAUAAACUGCGAAAGAACGACGUCGAUGAUCUGUUGGCAAAACAUGUGUCGCACUUGUUUAUCCGUGAUCCUCUGGUAAUCUUUAAGGAGCUGUUGGAUCAAGAUGACACAAAAUCUUCUGAUCAUUUUGAAAAUCUUCAAUCAACCAACUGGCAGACCGUUCGCUUCAAACCCCCACCACCAAACUCUGAUAUCGGAUGGCGCGUUGAGUUUAGAAGUAUGGAAGUUCAGCUUACAGACUUUGAAAAUGCUGCAUUCUCCGUCUUUAUCGUCCUGUUGACUCGUGUUAUCCUCAGUUAUGGCCUAAACCUUUAUAUCCCCAUUUCAAAGAUUGACAUCAAUAUGCAAACGGCUCAAAAACGAGGAGCUGUCUUGAACGAAAAAUUCUACUUUAGAAAGAACAUCUUUAAUUCUCAUUCAGAUACCCAGAAUGAAGACGAUGACGAUGAAUACGAACUUAUGACUGUGAACGAGAUCAUCAACGGCAAGGAAAAUGGAUUUACUGGAUUUGUGCCUUUAAUCCACCAUUACCUCGAGAGUACAAACAUCGAUGUCCAGACUCGCUGCAAACUUUCAAGCUAUCUGUCACUCAUCAGCCGCCGUGCUAGUGGUGAGCUGAUGACAGGAGCAGCAUACCUGCGACAGUUUGUAAUGAACCACCCGGCCUACAAACAUGAUUCGGUUGUUUCUCCAGAAAUCACCUUUGAUUUGGUAGAGACAGUCGAUAAGAUUGCAAAAGGCGAACUCAAGGUUCCCGAACUCUUGGGUAACUUUGCCGCAUAACAAAACGAGCAAAACAUCCUUUCCAUAUUUUCUUUCUAUUUUAUCAUUCUUUCUUUCUGUUUUGCAUAAUUCUUUUCUCGUUCAUGAGAAUCAGAACCAAAACCUCCAUUACACGUCUCAAAUUUCAAAUGUCCUCUUAUUCCUUUCCCACGCCUGCUUUCUUCCUUUCUUCUUCUCAUCCUUCAAUGUUCUGUUCUGUUCAUCUUCACUUUCUUUAGAUACUUUCUUUUUUCUUUUUCUUAUUGAUCUUCUUUAGUUAAUAGUCAAAUUAACCUACUAUAGAUCGUACAGAUAAAAUCAAAAUCAAAAUCAAAAUCAAAAUCAUAGUAUAAUAAUAAUCAUUACUACUACUACUACUACAACAACAACAAUAACAACUAAUAACAAUAUAAUAAUAAAGGCCAAGAAAGAGCCAGUAUUUUUGUGU
Messenger RNA from Phycomyces blakesleeanus NRRL 1555(-), 2415 nucleotides. RefSeq lists its product as hypothetical. The transcript is spliced from 8 exons. The record is from RefSeq and is a predicted model, not a curated record. Lineage: Eukaryota; Fungi; Mucoromycota; Mucoromycetes; Mucorales; Phycomycetaceae. Gene Ontology annotation, cellular component: glutamate-cysteine ligase complex. The coding region runs from base 99 to 1988 and encodes 629 amino acids. Gene Ontology annotation, biological process: glutathione biosynthetic process. Gene Ontology annotation, molecular function: glutamate-cysteine ligase activity.